CUACGUCGUAAUCGCAAAACCCAAAGCAACACAGAGAUUCUUCUUCGGGUAGGCCUAGUUGUGUUAAAUAUAGGGAUAACAAAUUGUUAGAAAUAUUUCAUUAAUUUAACGUAUACGGAAUCAAUCGCGACAUGGUUAAGCCUACACUCAAUCCAAAACCGGAUGGAGGGGAAAAGGACGAAAUUAAGAAAGAAAAAGACAUCGAAGCAGCUCUGAAAGACUCGGGUGUUGAGACUCAAGUAUUUGUUGCCCCUGCUGCCGUUGCAGCUCCAACCCGACCUAGAAGAUGUGGAUUCUGUUGCGUAAUGCUUGUAGUAUUGCUAUUUGCAGUUAUUGCUAUUGGAACUUUCUUUGCUUUGGAUAGAUUUGGAACCAUUAAACGCACCAAAUGGUGUGGUGUGACCUAUGACACAUAUCUAGACCAGGAUGCAGAAUACAUCAAUCAAGAGCCUCAGCAACAGUGGUGUUAUGAAGAUGUUGACAUUGAUGUGACCAACGACUUGGAGACGAUUGACAAACCAGAUGAUGAAUUCUCCGAGCGUGUAACGAUCAUGCACGACUACAAAGUUAACCUCUCAGCCUACCACUUGCUGAAUAGCAGAAUGUGUUACGUGAAAUACAUUGACCCAGAAAUCAUUGCCAACCCCGCAGAAUUCUGGAAAAAUUUUCAGGAUCCUGAAUUCUUCAACCAUCACUAUGAAAUACUAUAUGAAACGUAUACUGCUGUUGAGCCUGCUAUCACCAAUCUUGAUAGCCUAGGACCAAAUAUCGCAGCUCUCUGCAAUGAGGUACCCACAUAUUGGAUACAGAAACUGCCAUCUGUUACGUUCUUGGAGCUGUGGAAUAUGUUUGUUAAUGCCUUCUUGGAGUAUGGUGAGAGCAGCUAUCUUGAUGAACGUGUACGAAGAGAUGUGGCAGGUAUGGAAGAUACUGUGAACAAAGUUCGAAACUUUGAUGGAAAAUUUGUAACCGACAUGAAGAUUCUUCCUCCAAAUGUAAUUGACCAAUUGGAGAAUGCAGGCAAACUGUCCGGAAAAUUUAAAACACUCAGCAAGAAAUACAGGCAGAGGUUUAGCCAGAAGGUGCCUGCUUAAUUUUAAGCUACUGCUAUAUUUACACCAACAUAUACAGCUACACAUAUUUUAGAAGUUUUAAGUAUUAGACAACUUUUAGGGGAAGUACAGAACAUAAUAUUUUGAUUGGAUAUAUUAAUAGUUGUCCAAGCUUUUAUGCAGAUGGAAAUUAAUACAGAAGGGUUGUAUGUAUACAUGUACGUUACAGGAAUUUAUGCAGAUAGAGAUAAGUAUACAUUGUACAAUGUCAUUAGUUUAAGCUGUUUUGUUAGCAUGGGCAUUUUAUUAGAAAAAUUUAACAGGAUCCGUUAAAGCUUUAUAUAUGUAUUAUAUACUAUCUAUUGUGUUGGAGCUACCAAAUGAUUUACCUUUGAGUUGUCAUGUUUAUUGUUAAUUAUUAUUAUGCAAUACAGUUUGUUGUGUAGAUCAGCAAAUACUCAGAAAAACAUUAAGAGUUUCCCACCAUUUUGCAAACCAUUCUUGACAUUUUAAAUCUUUGCAUACCCCAACAUUUCAAAAUCGUGUAAAUGCACUUUUUGAAACCGGAACAUUUGAAACAGGAAAUUCAAAAUUCUGCGUUUUUUAUUUUUAUUUAUUUAUUUUUUUCAUUUAUUGUAUGUUUAUUUUUUCUGUUCAUACAUUAACCUAAUCAAAAUUGUCUUGAUAUUGUGAAGUAUAAAAUGCUUUGAUUGGAGUAUAUUUUAAUUAUAUUUAUCAAAAGAAUAAUGAAAUAUCUAGCUAAAGAAGACUUGUUGGAGAGUGAAACUUGCAAAUUCAGCAAACGUAUGUCAAUGGCAUUUACGUAAGUUUCUGACCAUGAACUUUGUUGCACUUUACGGUCUAAAGUGUUGCUACUGUUUGGUAAGACAGUAUACAGAGUAAGAAACAGGACCUGAAACAAAAAAAAUGCUUUAUUAGUUAUAAUUCAGAAGAGGAGAUGAUCUAGUGAAAUCAUGUUUUAUCAAAAGAGUUUUUUAGAAGUUUCGGUCUUGAAAUGAAAGUCUGAGUUUUGUAAAUGUCUGUACUGUAAAACCAUGUUUCUGAAAGUUUUUGAUCCAACUGUAUAUAACUCCCCAAUAUUCAACAUUUAAUCUUCUAAAAUUGCUUGCAUGCUUUUAUCCUUAACAUUUGUUUGUAAAUUUUAAAAAUUGUUUAUCUUCCAAAAAGAAUUUGUGAUAUACUUCAGAAAAUGUUUCUCUUUAUCUUUCUUUAUUGCUGAAAGUCUAGAAUUUUGUGGACCUUUCUGGAAUGUCAAUCAAACUUAACAAUUGACCAAUCAGAACAAGGCCUGAAAUAUGUGCAUGUCAAACAAGAACACAUGUUGUCCCAAAAAUGCACGUGUUUGCGUAUGUUUUAACACUGUCGUUUUGUUGGACCUUUCUGGAAUGUCAAUCAAACUUAACAAUUGACCAAUCAGAACAAGGCCUGAAAUAUGUGCAUGUCAAACAAGCAGACAUGUUGUCCCACAAAUGCACGUGUUUGCGUAUGUUUUAACACUGUCGUUUUGUUGGACCUUAGUAACAAUAUCCAAGGGGCGGGGCUUAGCGGAAAGGUCCAUUAUGUUUCCACAUUUUUCUAUACUAAUUCACUCGCAAAUAUAAUUGACAACAAAACGCACUGUGCAUUUUCAUUGACAUAUUUGAUGGAACAGUUGUAGUUGAUCCCAUUUUUUGCAUUAGUACACAGUAAAACUUCUAAUAAUAGUAAUCUGUUUUCAAUAUUAAAGUCAAUUCGUAGUUUGAACUGCGCAUGCCCAUAUCAUUGUCAACCGAUAUAAACAAACAUACAUGAUACUUUAUUGAUAAAUCAAACAUCUCUUGAUAAAACAACAUUACAGAAAAACAAGUUACAUAAAAAUGCACAAGACAAUACUGUACAUGAUACACUAAGUUCAAGGUUUAUGUCGAUUGAUUUUGGGUACGGGCAUGCGCAGUUCAAACUACGAAUUUGCUUAUUUGUGAAAUCAUACAUUAGCAACAGUGUUGAAACAAUUUGAAUGCAUUUAAGGUAAAUUUUAAUUCAACAGAUUUGAAAGCCAAUAAAGUAGUUAUGCAGAUAACAAGAUGAAAA
Anneissia japonica is the source of this 3143-nucleotide messenger RNA. RefSeq names its product integral membrane protein 2C-like. Lineage: Eukaryota; Metazoa; Echinodermata; Crinoidea; Comatulida; Comatulidae. The coding region runs from base 132 to 1094 and encodes 320 amino acids. The transcript has 7 exons. Gene Ontology annotation, molecular function: amyloid-beta binding. The record is from RefSeq and is a predicted model, not a curated record. Gene Ontology annotation, cellular component: Golgi apparatus; plasma membrane; extracellular exosome. Gene Ontology annotation, biological process: negative regulation of amyloid precursor protein biosynthetic process.